AGACCUUGAACCGGCAUUCGUUUCGUCCUUACUGUUAACUGUAUAACACCCACACCAAUUUACAAUGCCGAUUACUGAUAACAUCGCUUAUUUUGUAGGAGUGGAUGUGGGUACUGGUAGUGUUAGAGCAGCUUUAGUCACGGAAUGUGGUGAAAUAGUUAGUUCUGCGGUAAAUUGCACAAGAACUUGGAAUAUCCAACCGGAUUUUUACGAGCAAUCCACUGAUGAUAUUUGGAAUGCAGUUGUCACAUGUGUCAAAAUCGUGGUCCAAAAGGUUCAGCCAGACAAAAUAAAAGGAACUGGUUUUGACGCUACUUGUUCUUUGGCAUGUUUCGACAAAAGUGGAGCACCACUUACUGUGAUCCCAAGUGGAAAUAAUCAACAGAACAUAAUCCUCUGGCUGGACCACAGAGCCGUGAACGAAGCCUCAGAAAUUAAUAAAUUGAACCCUCCUGUUCUGAAAUAUGUUGGUGGAAAGAUCUCUCCUGAAAUGGAAACGCCAAAAUUGCUUUGGCUCAAAAGGAAUAUCAAGGACACGUGGGACAAAGCUGGUUGGUUCUUUGACUUGCCCGAUUUCUUAACAUGGAGAGCGACUGGAGCAGAUUCAAAAUCCUUAUGUUCUCUAAUGUGCAAAUGGACUUACGAAAUGAAUAUCGCCGGUACCGAGGCCUGGAAUAAAUCCUAUUUCCAACAAAUAGGCCUGGAAGAUCUGGCUGAAAACAACUGGCAAAAGAUCGGUAGCGUUGUAUUAGCUCCAGGAUCUGCAGUAGGAAAAGUACUGUCCCAACAAGCAGCUGCAGAGCUCGGACUAGUGGCUGGUACUCCUGUGGGUGCUUUAAUGAUAGACGCCCAUGCUGGUGGAUUGGGUUUGAUUGGUUGUAGGGUUCCCGGAGUAGACCCUGCGUUUCACACUCGGGUUGGUUUGAUAUGUGGUACAUCUACAUGCCACAUGGCUGUUUCCAGAGAAGCCACUUUUACUCCAGGCAUAUGGGGACCAUACAAAAACGCCAUGAUACCUGGUAUGUGGCUAAAUGAAGGAGGGCAGAGUGCAACUGGAGAACUUGUAGACCAUAUCAUUGAUACUCAUCCAGCUACGUCAGAAAUUAGGAAGAAACUUGGUGAUAUGCAUAUUCAAAUAAUAUGAGGUGUAACCACAAAC
Diabrotica virgifera virgifera (western corn rootworm) is the source of this 1159-nucleotide messenger RNA. RefSeq names its product FGGY carbohydrate kinase domain-containing protein-like. Lineage: Eukaryota; Metazoa; Arthropoda; Insecta; Coleoptera; Chrysomelidae. Bases 65 to 1144 code for a protein of 359 amino acids. Gene Ontology annotation, molecular function: phosphotransferase activity, alcohol group as acceptor; kinase activity. The record is from RefSeq and is a predicted model, not a curated record. The transcript has a single exon. Gene Ontology annotation, biological process: carbohydrate metabolic process.